Chironomus riparius is the source of this 586-nucleotide messenger RNA. The record is from the annotation of a GenBank genome assembly. Lineage: Eukaryota; Metazoa; Arthropoda; Insecta; Diptera; Chironomidae.
ACCAGUUUCUGUUCUGAAUUAGACGGUGAUUUUAGAAGAAAAAAAUUAUUAAUUAAUAAAAUGAAGGUUUUAGUGCUCAUUGUCGCUGCAUUCGUUGCUGUUAAUGCUCAAACAGCAGACCAAAAAGAAAAGGUUAAGCACCAUGUUAAGGUUUGUUCAGAAAAGGUUGGAAUUCCAGAAGAUGAAGGCAAAAACUUGGUCUAUAAAGUAAUCACUGAUAAUAAGGAAUCAUACCAGUGCUUUGCUAAGUGCUUUUUAGAACAAUCAGGAUUCACUGAUGCUGCCGGUAACUUCCAAAGACAAGUAAUCUUCGACAAACUCAGCAUUGCCCUUGGAGGUACAGAAGACGCUGAAGUUGUCACCAAUCUCAAUGAACUCAUUGACACAUGCACAAAGUUGACUGGAAGUGGAGAAUGUGGGACUGCUUUUGAAGUACAAAAUUGCUAUUGGAGAAAGAUUCAUGGACAUUAAGCAAAUAAUUAAGAGUACAAUCUGAAGUUCACUUGACAAAUGUUUAGUGAUUUGAAUAAAUAAGCUAAAGAAGCCUUUAGCUAAUAAAGAUGAAUAAUUAAUUUUUGAAAAUUAA